Molecule: messenger RNA, 820 nt
Organism: Uranotaenia lowii
Lineage: Eukaryota; Metazoa; Arthropoda; Insecta; Diptera; Culicidae
Product: dual specificity mitogen-activated protein kinase kinase 2-like
Exons: 2
Coding region: 111-344 (77 amino acids)
Source: RefSeq, a predicted model, not a curated record
AGAAUACGCACACAUGGAUCUAUUAUUGGUCUACUAUAAGUUUUCUCCUUCCCGAUUCUCGGUAGGUUGUCGAAGGUGAUCCGCCCAGACUUUCGCCAUCUUACAACGGUAUGGAAUUUUCGGCAGAUUUCGUCCACUUUGUCAACACUUGCCUGAUCAAGGACGAAAAGGACCGCCCGAAGUACGGCAAGCUGCUGCAGCAUGCCUUCAUCCAGCGCACCGAAAACUGUCUCACCGAUGUGGCCGCCUACGUGGGUGAGAUCCUGGAAUCGAUGGCCAACAAUGGCAUCACCCCGUUCACCACGAACCUGCCGGCGGAAAGUUGGAACGAAAGCUUCAACUAGGGAAGCAGCAGCUACGGCAGCAACAGGAUGCUGCAGGUGGUGUAUUGAAGGGUUCAGAUUUUCGGGGUUGGGGAUACGUUAGGGAACGUUGAGGAUUGUAAAUUUUCGUCAACUGUGGGUUUGUGUUUUCGGUUAAAACAAAACGGGAGGAAGUGUGAUGGUUUAAAGUGAGAUUUCGGGGACUCGGCCUUGUGUGUCCUGAGUAGGGUUAUGUUUUUGGGCUAAGAUAAAACGAAAAUGUACGUUCGAGUGAUUGUAUGCAUGUGUAUGUGUGUGACAAGGACAAUAAAUUGUCUAUAAUGUAUCUUUCGUUCGAUCCUUACCUUGCUGCCUAUAAUUUAUGUUUGUGGAUAGAAGGAUUUAAAAACAUGUUCCGAUGAAUUUUCUAGUAUGUCAGUUGAAAAUCGGUGAUUGAAUAUGUGUGCUUCUUAGGGACGAAUGUGUUUGGUUGUGUUUACUGUACACUUACAGUGGUU